This is a messenger RNA of Myotis brandtii (Brandt's bat), 2609 nucleotides long. RefSeq names its product deoxyribonuclease I-like 2 (gene DNASE1L2). Gene Ontology annotation, cellular component: nucleus. Gene Ontology annotation, molecular function: DNA nuclease activity. The coding region runs from base 776 to 2071 and encodes 431 amino acids. Gene Ontology annotation, biological process: DNA catabolic process. The transcript is spliced from 5 exons. NCBI's taxonomy places the organism in Eukaryota, Metazoa, Chordata, Mammalia, Chiroptera, Vespertilionidae. The record is from RefSeq and is a predicted model, not a curated record.
GCCACCCCGCCCAGUAUUCCUGAUGGGGCUGGCGACACCUUGGCUGCGUGUGGGUGUCACUGGCAUGUGGACAGGCAGCCAUCUGCUGGUGCCCUGCCCACUGGGAUCUGUGACCCCAGCUUCCUGAGGCCCGAUGUGGUUCCCUGGGGCAAGGGACUUAGGCCAGGAGACCAGGAGCCUCUAACAAUGUGUAGCAGAAACAGUGGAAGAUGUGGAGCUAAGAAGAGGGGCUUUCCUAAUUGUACUGCCUUAGUUUCCCUGAGGGGAUGCCGUUCCAGGAGGGAGAUUCUGGAUGACCUAGUUUCUGAGGGGCGGGGACAAGAGCAGGCCUGGACUCAGGGCCUGGCUGGCCAUCUCCCUCAUUCCUCAUGAAGCUCUAGGGGUGUUGGCAGGGGCUUCUGAGUCCUGAUUCUGACAGACUUGGGGGUUGGAGCCUCAGGGUGGAUCCCCUGUUGCCUUGUCUUCUGGGUUCUCUGUGGGAAUGGGAGCCAGGAGUUCUGGCACCAACUUUGAGGGGGCGGGACCCAGCACAGCUGGCCCCUCCCUGGACCAGGGCCUCAAAUACCUGAGUGUGCCCAGGCAUCAGACAGACCUUUUGCUAGACCAAGCCCUUGGAGUCUGGUACCACGGACACACUCCCAGCCUGGACCUCAAACCCUUACUUGGGCCCAAAUCCUGAGCCUCUGGCACUGCCCUAUCCACAUCUUAGGUGAGUCGGGCUGGAUGGUAAUGGGGUGCGUCUGUUUGGGCUUCAGUUUUCCCACGGAGUAGGAGAAUGGCCGUGAGCCCAGCACACCACCCUGGGGAGAGCGCAGGGGGAGCCUGCCCUUGGUGCUGGCCAGCAUCGGGUGGCAUACCCUGUCAGGCCCCCACACCUGGGGAGGUGAGGGGUGGUGGGGUGUGUCCGACUCCCGGUGGGUGCUCAGGGCUGUGUCUGUCCCUCCCAGCCCACUAUCUCGGAGCAAUGGGAUGGCCCCGGGCCCUACUGGCUGCGCUCUGGGCCCUGGGGGCUGCCGGGGCAGCAGCGCUGCGCAUUGGAGCCUUCAAUAUCCAGAGUUUUGGUGACAGCAAAGUGUUGGACUCAGACUGUGCCAGCGUCAUCGCACAAGUGAGGCGGGGGCCUGGGCUGGGGCUGCUGCCUCUGGGCUCUGCGGGCGGAUCUGCCCUGCGUGACCCGCCCCUACGGUCCCCUCUCCAGAUCUUGGCUGGCUAUGACAUCACGCUCGUGCAGGAGGUGCGAGACCCGGACCUGAGCGCAGUGUCCGUGCUCAUGGAGCAGAUCAACAGCGUGUCGAGGCACCAGUACAGCUACGUGAGCAGUGAGCCCCUGGGGCGGGAUCAGUACAAGGAAAUGUACCUGUUCGUUUACAGGAAGGACGCGGUGUCGGUGGUAGACACGUACCAGUACCCGGACCCGGAGGACACCUUUAGUCGUGAACCUUUCGUGGUCAAAUUUUCAGCCCCCAGCUCCGCUGCCAAGGAGCUUGUGCUGGUCCCGCUGCAUGCUGCGCCUCACCACGCAGUGGCGGAGAUCGAUGCUCUCUACGAUGUGUACCUGGACAUUAUCGACAAGUGGGGCACCGACGACAUGCUGUUCCUGGGCGACUUCAACGCGGACUGCAGCUACGUGAAGGAGCAGGACUGGCCGUCUAUCCGCCUGCGCAGCAGCGAAGUGUUCAAGUGGCUCAUCCCGGACAGCGCUGACACUACAGUGGGCAACUCGGACUGCGCCUACGACCGCAUUGUUGUCUGUGGUGCUCACCUGCGCAGGAGCCUGAAGCCCCAGUCGGCCACGGUGCACAACUUCCAGGAGGUGUUUGGCCUGGACCAGACUCAGGUGAGUGCUGAGCUCCAUGGAGGGGGGUGGGAGGUGUCCCCUGGCUGCUCUGCACUGGCUGACAGGAGCCAGCUCUCUUCUGUCCAGGACCAGGCUCAGCCUCAGUGCACCUGGCAAUCCCCUCCCUGCCCUAGUUUCUGGAAAAGGCCCCUACAGGGUCAGUUGUGGUUGAAUGGAACAAGUCUGGGAAGGCACAAUAGGAUGCCUUCACCUCUCCCAGAGGUAGGGUCCUGAGUCUGUGCCCACAUCCCACUUGCAGGCAACAGCAGGGAUGAACAGCCCAGGCCUCACUGGCCUGCUCCCCUAGACGCAGUGGUUUCUUACAAACCCAGUGGGCUUCAUCCUAGGUGGGGGGCCAGUUCUCUGAGGUGAAGCCUCAGGAAGGACAGGCUGCCCAGCAGGGCCACUGAGACUUGGCCCCUCUCCCUCCAGGCCCUUGCCAUCAGUGACCAUUUUCCUGUGGAGGUGACCCUCAAGUCCCACUGACAGCUCCGAGGACUGGCCAGGGCAUGCUGCCUGCAGACUGGCUAUGAGGAACAGCUCCACAGGACUCAAGGUGGCUGGCUUGCCCUCAGCAAGGCUGCAGGGCAGGGUGAACUGGGCCUGGACAGGUGGCCAUUGACAUGUAACUGGAACAGUGAGCCGAUCCCCCAUCUGUAAAUGGCCUACCACUACCUACCUCACAGGGGUGUGAGGAGCAACCCAGAGCACUGGGUGUGGCUCUGCUCAAUAAACAAGAGUGCUCAGCUAGGACCACAAACAGGUCAGCUUA